AGCAUUCUGGCCUGGUAAGUUGCCAGCGUCGGAUCGUAGUGAAGUGAAGGGCUCCUCUCGACGCAAGACUUUUUUUAAAUAGUAAAAAAAAAAAAAAGAACGGGCUAAUAUAUACCUAUACAUACUGUUAAACAUAUAUAUAUAUACAUUACACACACACACACACACACAUACAUACAUACUGAUAGAUUCCGUUAAACGGGACAGAGUUCGCAGAUCGAGGAAUACGAAGGAAUAAUAAUCGGUGGCGUAAGACCCAAGUUUCGAGGAAUAUUUUUAAAUUUCAUUUACCACGGCAAGGAUAAGUCUGCCGAAGAAGAAGAAGAACAAGAAGAAGAAGAAGAAGAAGAAAAAGAAGAUAUAUUGGGAUAAGGAAGAACGAGAAUUUAAUAAUCGUACGCAGCCGUUGGGAAUGUAGAAAAAAUUUUAAAGGAAGACGGCUGUAUCGAAACCAGUUGACAAAGAUCGUUGCGUUGAAAAAUAAGUUUUCUACACAGACGUUAUACAGUAACACAGCUACGCGCACGAUUAAUUGAAUCGAAUUAAUUAAUUAUAUAAUUAAAACUAACUUAAUGUUGAAGGAAAAACGAGAGAAGAAGAGAAGAUAAGAAGAGCCGCCACCCCAAAACUCAACCCGUCGAGGAUCUAUAUUAAUUAUACGCUUAUUUAUUCAAUACAAUCUUGGACGUUCCGAACCUAUUUAUUGCAUAACACGUAUAUACAUAUAUAUAUACAUAUAUAGAUACAUAUAUGUACCCAUACAUAAGUAAUAAUUAUUGUUGUCGAAACAAUAACGAUAUUUAAAACCAGACAACCGAGUUCUGCCGAGUGCUGGAAUAGGAAAAGGACAGAUCGUCGUUUUUCUUUAUCCACCUAUACAGUAAGAAAAUACGAGACUGAGAAUUGAAUGGAAUAAUCAACAAAGUGAGUAAUGUGUGUGCGAGUUAUGUGCAUAUAAAAUUAAGGAAUCGUCGUUUCGGCGUUCAUACCGUCAUCGCCGUCGUCGAAGUUGUCAACGUCACUGUUUCUCGUCGUGACAACAACAACGAUAAAAGUAAUAGUAAUAAUAAUAACAACAACCACAACACAGUAAUUGUAAUUAUUGUCAUUAACGUACAAGCGUCGUACGAUUAUUCGACAUUGAGGGAGGUGAAAACAGUGAGUCGAGAGUUUGAAAAGAAGAAAAAAGUCGCCGGUUUAUAAUAUAUAUUUAUUUAUAUUUUUCAUCCCUGGUUCUGUUCUGUAAAAUUUAAUUGUGUGCGGUGCGCGGUGUGUCUCUCCGUUGUACCUAUACGUAUAUGAUAUAAGAUCCCGUUUUGUGUUUCGUCGUUUUCAUCAUCAUCAUCAUCAUCAUCAUUAUCAGCAUCAUCGUCGUCGUCGUCGUCCUGUUAUUCUUCUUCGUUUCACCGUAUCUGCGUGCGCCCAGUCGUUUGCCAAAUCCGAGCGUAUAUAAAUAAGGAUUUUGUACAGAGAAGAGCGUGGAGGAAAUAAGUAAGAAUCUACGAUGGAUCUUCUCUGCUGCGAGACUACCGAAACUGAGUGCAGAGCUUACGCCGAUCCGGCGCUGCUAAACGACGACAGAGUGCUACAAAACCUUUUGAAGAGCGAGGAAAGGUACGCGCCUAGCAGUUCAUAUUUCGAGUGCGUGCAGAGGGACAUUUCGCCGAUGAUGCGAAAGAUCGUUGCCGAAUGGAUGCUAGAGGUAUGCGAGGAGCAAAAGUGUCAGGAGGAGGUAUUCCCACUGUCGAUGAACUACGUCGACAGAUUUCUGUCGAUCUGCCCGAUCAGGAAAUCCCAGCUACAGCUCCUGGGCACCGCGUGUCUUCUGCUAUCCUCGAAGCUGAGAGAACCCCGGCCUCUGUCGGCCGAAGUCCUCGUAUUCUACACCGACAAUUCCGUCAGCUUCGACGACCUCUGGCGGUGGGAACAGCUGGUUGUGUCGAAGCUUAAGUGGGAGUUGUCAGCGGUGACGCCGGGCGACUUCCUUCUACACAUCCUCAGCCGUUUACCGGUUGAUCCACCAGCCUGGGACUCCCGGAUGAUUCGGAGACACGCGCAGACCUUCAUUGCCCUCAGCGCGAGAGAAUACAAGUUCUCGAUGUACACACCGAGCAUGAUUGCGGCGGCCAGCGUCGCGGCGGCUUUACACGGUCUUGACUGGACGCGUAAAAGCGGUUACGGUCUGCCCCGUCUUCUCGACGAGUUAACCCGCAUCACCGCUAUCGAACAGGAUUAUCUGCAGGGAUGUCUUGUGCAGAUAGAAGAGAUGGUGUCGUCCCAGGCACAAGGAACCGGGGGACAUACGUCCGCGACUUCCGGAAGCGUAGUUGGGGGGCCUCCGCAGAGGCCGGUGGGGGACCAGAACACGGGUCAGGAAAAAAUUCUUGAAUAUGGGAAAGCGGGAACGCCGACCGACGUGAGGGACGUUCAUUUCUAGGACAUGACGGCCCGAAGACGGCGACAAUUUGAUAUGUAAAGCAUGAAUGAUAGAGAGGAAAUUAUGGACGAAAAACAGUGAAGUGAGUAACGCAAUUGGCCUCCGCCGGAGAAAAGGGGACAAGUGAGGGAAGGAAGAGGAGGAGGACAAGAUUCGUUGCUUGCACGAAUUGUAGCACUCGAUACAUUUCUCGGUUUUAAAAAACUGUAACACUGCGGAAUCCGACGGUUGCUUUAUUAUAUCAUACACAAGACGCCGUUUUGCACGUAUCAUUCUAUGUAUAUACAUACGUCAUAGUUCUCUAGCGAUAGAGACCGAGUUGGAGUUCGCCUAGUUUGAAAAGUGAGGAAAUUGUUCAAUUUUCUUUUUUUCCCUCCCCUCCCCCCACCCCCAAAGAAUGCGAAAGUACGCAAGAAAUGUAAAAUAAAGUUAGAAUUAUGAGAAGAUUCAAAUAAAAAAGAAAAAUUUAAAUUAACACAAUUGAAGGGAAUAGAAAAAGAAUGCAAUCAAAUUGAAUAAAUAGAUGAACGAGUAAUUCAGGCACAAAAAUCAGCAGGUAUAUUGUAUGAUACGUAUUCCCGGAUUUGCAACAAAAACGCGCAUGAUGGCGAAUGUAGGUAAAAAUUUAAUCAAUGCAUUUUAUUAUACGCCAGAGAGUCACGGUGAACGUAGGAGAAGCAAACAUAGUGGAUAAAGCAACCGGCGAAUAAUAAUUGAUGAUUGUGAAAAAAGAACCCUUUUCUGGACGAUAUUGGAGUUAGUGUGGUGUAAGAUGUAUGGUAUCAGUGUACGACUUUAAUAAUUAUGGAUUCGUGUAUUGAAAAAAGUACGAAUGGAACAGUAUCGUAGCUUUACAUACAUGUGCAUACCUAUACACCUAUUAUAUGCACCACUGUUAUCGCAACUUUUUUCGUUUUUUUUUUUUUUUUUUUUUGUAUAGCGCGAGAAGUCGCGAAGGGUCGUAGGUUCGGGGGGAGGGGGAGGGGUAGGCGUGCUGGGGGAAGGCAAUUCAAUACGCUUUUUACGCAUUAUUACUAAGGAAACUUAAUUUUUAACUGAUAAAUCAAUACUACUGUUACGUUAUAGUGAGUUUCGAACGAGAAAGAAUGAUUGAAGAAGAUAAAAAACAUUACAAAAACAAUAAAAAAUUGAAGGUGAAAAUAAAAAAUUAUACGCAUGCACAUUUGCAUACAUACACACAUAUACGCACACACACAAACUAAUACACAUUAUACACACUAAAUUAACUAGAAACUAAACGAUUCAAAAAAUAAAUAUAGUCAUAUCGAGUCAUAUAUAGCGUCUGUACAUACGAGUUAUGAAAAAAAUAAAAAAAAAAAAAGAAAAUGAAUAAAAACAACGAAUAGGUAGUUUUAUAUUAAUGUAUUAUUAUCAAUAUUUACUCACGAGUAAUACUUUAUUCUAUUUUAUUUUCUUUUUUUUUCGUUCCCUUUCUUUUCUUAAAUUAUGACCUGAAGCGUUAUAGGUCGAAACUCUUUUUUUAAACUCUGUUUCGGAAAGAACAUUAAUAUUAUUAUUAUUAUUAUUUUGUAUAUGAUUUAAAAAAAAAUGAAAUUUUACAUUUUACUAUCACACGUUUAUAUAAUAUAUUUGGAAAAAACGAAAUUAAGAAUGAAACAAAAGCAAAUAAAAAUUUACAAAACAAAAAAAAAAUAAAUAAAUAAAUAAAACCAAUUAAUCUUACGUUAAAUUUUGAUAUCACGUCUUGUAUAUAGGCAGUCGAGUAAAGUGUAAAAGAUCGGGUAGCAUUAAGGCCAGCCUAUUAGUAUGUAAAACCUAAUAAUUACAAGUUUUUGAAAUUACGUUAGCUGUGUUGGUAGAUUAGCGAGUAGGUGAGCGAGUAGGAGGGUAAGGAAAUGUGCAAAUGAGUCAAAAGGUAGGUAAUUGAAUGAGUAAGUGAAGUUCAGUCUGAAAUAAGCUUGAGAUAAGCGGACAAUAAGCGUUAAGUGUGCAAGUGUUGUUAAGCUAGAGUUACAACUAUAUAUAUGGUAUAUAUUUACCUAGAAGUAGAAAAGAAAAUGGAAGAAAAACAAAAAGAGAAAUGGUUAAGUAAAACUGGAGAAAGCGUUGGAAAGAAAAGACUGCUGUUUAUGCGUUGCGUGGGUCACUGACGUGGAAUGAAUGAAUUUUCAGAGUGUUGGGUAUCAAAAAAUCAAUUGAGUGAAUGAGAUAACUAGUAAGGAGGUAGGAAAGAAUGAAAUGGAAAUACGGAGAGGUGGCAGUACUUAAUGAAUCAAUUGCAAGCCUAUGCUAGAAGUAGCACACAUAUACAGCACUAAGUAAAAGCCACUCUCGCUCCACAUAUUAUGUAUAACUAGUUUAGCAGGGGCACUACCUUGUUUACUGUCGCAACCAAAUGUAGUACAACCUAUAAAUAUUUUGUUAGAAUACGUGCGAUUACAACAAAUAGAAUAAAAAUAUUUAGAUUCGAAAAGAACGAAUAACUCGAAGGACAGGAUAAACGAUUGUGGAAUUCGAUUAUAUCAUCUUUCCAUCGAGUGAGCAUUGGAUAGUAGUGUAGUAUAUAUUUUUCUUGUCUGUGUCCAACUAUCCUAGUUACUAUGUAUUAUAUCUCUCCGACUAUUUCUGAUACCACUGUCAAUUUUUUUCUGCCGAUACCUUUUAUUGCACUAUUACAUACUACACAAUUUUAUUACCUCCGCCGAUUCUCCUACUGCUAUCACUACAUCAUAUAACAAUGCUACUACUAAUUGUAAGCUAUUACUAUUACGCUUUAAGUACAGUAAUACAUUAUAGACGAACUACUACUACUCAUAAUAAGCAAAUAUCCCCUGUAAAAUAUAAUUAAAGAAAGAGGGUUAGAUAGAGGAAAUACGAAAAAAAAAAGAAAA
This is a messenger RNA of Neodiprion fabricii, 5310 nucleotides long. It is a transcript of the gene CycD, whose product is annotated as G1/S-specific cyclin-D2. Bases 1505 to 2437 code for a protein of 310 amino acids. Lineage: Eukaryota; Metazoa; Arthropoda; Insecta; Hymenoptera; Diprionidae. Gene Ontology annotation, biological process: regulation of cyclin-dependent protein serine/threonine kinase activity; positive regulation of G1/S transition of mitotic cell cycle; mitotic cell cycle phase transition. Gene Ontology annotation, cellular component: cytoplasm; nucleus; cyclin-dependent protein kinase holoenzyme complex. Gene Ontology annotation, molecular function: cyclin-dependent protein serine/threonine kinase regulator activity. The record is from RefSeq and is a predicted model, not a curated record. The transcript is spliced from 5 exons.